AAAAGAACCCAGGAUGAUUCUAAACAAUGCUUUAUACAGUGCAAGAUCUCUUCAUCAUUUCCAUAUAAGGCCCUGGAAACCACUCGUCUAUUUUCUGUCUCUAUGGAGUUGCCUCAUCCAGUAUGUAGCCUUUUGUGACAGGCGUGUUUGAUGUAGCAAAACGUUUUCAAGGCUCAUCCAGGUUGUGGCUGCUGAGACCAGAGAUUUUUCAGUGUGCCUCCAGGAAACACAAGGAAGACCAUGGAGAAUCAGAGCCACCCCUAUCGGCCUACAUCCUCCGUACUACCUUUUCACUACUUUGGGGAUAAAUCAAAGUAUAAGCAAUCUUGAAUCAAAUCUAUUCUCAUCAAUCCUUGAAUCUGAACCAGACUCUAAUCUGACCUUGCUCACAUGCUACCUGAAUAUAAAGAACUGAAAAAAGGUAGUGGUUAUUUUGUUUCCACUUCACCUGUCAGAAUUGCAGUCCUGCCUCACUGUUUCUGACUAUCCCAGUCUGCCUGGUAAUACAGCUGUUUGAAUAGGAGUUGGGGUCCUUUACCAAGUUCUCAUUUUCUUCAGGCAAGUUCCACCUGUUUCUAAAUGUUGUACUCUUUAAGGCCAUGCCUUGUCUAUAGUGGGUUGCACAGUGCGUGUCUAAUACAUUGAAGUCCCCGACUUAGAGGAAGAAACAUCUUCACAGAGCAGCCUCCCUCACAGGCUGGUAUUCUUGGGCAGACUGUUUAAUAUCUCCCAGCAUCAGCAAAUGAGAGUCAUAAUACGUUUAUAUCCCAGAGAUGCUAUGAUUGUUAAAUUAAACAGCAUGGAAAGAUGUCCCUUAAGAAAUGUUCAUGUACUUCCUUUCUACCCUUCCCUCUGUGUUCCUUUCAACAGGACCUCAAAAGGAGGCCAGAUGAGAUCAGUCUUUCCUCUUUCUGUAGAAGGAAAUUAAAGCAGUGUCAGCCAGUGUCCUGGAGGAUGCUUCCUGGACUUUUCCACUUAGGAAGUAAAGGAAAGUAUAUACGGAGGGGCAUAGUAGCGGAGGUCCAAUCACCCUAGAAACCAAAAAGCAACCGCUAGGGAGUGACAGCAGGAAAAAUGCAUAGAAAAAGGAGUAACCUUAGGCUUGGAAAUGCAUAGGACAGCCAGAGACCUUCCAGACCUACUGGAAAUGUAUGUGUGGUCAAAUCCCAGCAAUCCUUUCUUCUUGAUCUUCUUUAACAGGUAACUAACUGCAUUUCCCUAAAUGGUCUCAGACCUCGCAGGAGUUUGGGGAACGCCAACAUCACCACUGAACCAGUACUGCUCUUUAUGCACGGGGACAUUGUGCUGGAAGCUGGGGAUGUCCUAGUGAGCAGGACAGAGGUGUUUCUACAGAAAUGGCCCCUGGGGCUCUGGGAAAGGAGGCACGCACAGUCACAGUCGAUUGGGGCAGAGAAGGCUUCCCGGGGAGAAGAAGGGGCGUCCUAGGCAGACGUGAGAGAGCAUCGUCACCAGCAAGCUUGAAAACCCGGAUCCCAUCCUCUUGGAGCCUCUUGGUUUGCCAUAUUCCUCUGGCUCCCACUCAAAUCCUUGCCAGAAGGGAACGGACCUGCACCGCUUUCUUUCCCUGUUCCUCCCAGAGGCCCGAGGGCGGGCAGAGCGAAAAUGCGCACUGUCCUGAGUCAGAACUCUGGCCGGGGGCGGGUCCCGCUGCGGCUGGGGGCGUCGGGGGCGGGCAGCGGGUGGCCAGUGACGCGACGGAGGCCGGGGGCGGCGGGCUGCGAGGUGACGCGCGUGGGGACCGCGCUGGCCCAGCCCACGUGUCCGCGAGAUUUAAAAGUUGGCGGCGCGAGGGGAGGUCAGCUUGGCGGCGGAGCCCCGCGAGCAGCGCUCCCGGGACGCAGAGGCACUGCCAGGGCCCCGCGUGGAGUGCUGACCCGCGCAGCUCAGGCUUCGAGCUCCGAGCCGCCAAGCGCCGAGAUGCCGCGAGCAGCGAACCGCCGCCCCGGGCCGCCCGCCGGACAGGUGGCCGCCGCGUCCCGGCCCCUGCUGCUGCUGCUGCUCGCCUGUUGCGCGGGUACCUGCCUUGGUGCUCCAAUAUUAUCUCAAGGACUACGGCCUGAACAAGAACUACAGCUGUGGAAUGAGAUAGAUGAUGCCUGUUCGUCUUUCCUGUCCCUUGAUUCUCAGCCUCAGGCAUCCAAUGCACUGGAGGAGCUUUGCAUCACAAUUAGGAGGACUCUACCAAAGCCCCAGGAAACAGAUGAAAAAGAUAAUACCAAAAGGUUCUUAUUUCAUUAUUCGAAGACACGGAAGUUGGGCAAUUCAAAUGUUGUGUCGUCUGUCGUGCAUCCGUUACUGCAGCUUGUUCCUCACCUGCAUGAAAGAAGAACGAAGAGAUUCAGACUGGACUUUACUAAAGGGGAAACAACUCAGAAUAAAGAUCUUUCCCAAGACAAUGCUAGAAGAAUUCCAAGGUCCUAUUGCAAGCCAAGUUCGGAGACAGUUUUUAUUCAGGCCACGCAAUGGAAGAAGGUCAGAAGGUUACAUUUAAAAUGGACCAACAAUUUUCCACAGAAGCAGCAAAAUGUUGACAUUUUGUUUUCUUCUCAAAAACAAUCCUUGCUAAACUUACUGUAUUUGACAAUCCCUGUGUUGUAAACAUUCUCAAUAAAAGUUGGUUGAGAUUAUAAAAUGU
This is a messenger RNA of Acinonyx jubatus (cheetah), 2656 nucleotides long. It is a transcript of the gene NMU, whose product is annotated as neuromedin U. The coding region runs from base 1624 to 2619 and encodes 331 amino acids. Gene Ontology annotation, molecular function: neuromedin U receptor binding. The transcript is spliced from 13 exons. The record is from RefSeq and is a predicted model, not a curated record. Gene Ontology annotation, biological process: regulation of smooth muscle contraction. Lineage: Eukaryota; Metazoa; Chordata; Mammalia; Carnivora; Felidae.